This is a messenger RNA of Dendrobium catenatum, 966 nucleotides long. Its product is annotated as short-chain dehydrogenase reductase 3b-like. NCBI's taxonomy places the organism in Eukaryota, Viridiplantae, Streptophyta, Magnoliopsida, Asparagales, Orchidaceae. The record is from RefSeq and is a predicted model, not a curated record.
GAAAAAACUCUUUUAGCUCGCUAGUGGCGCACGGAUGGCUUCCACUCUCCGCUUACAGGGCAAGGUAGCCAUAAUCACCGGCGGAGCCAGCGGCAUCGGCGAGGCAACAGCCCGCCUCUUCGCCUCCCAAGGCGCAAUCGUCGUAAUCGCCGACAUCCAAGACUCCCUCGGCAUCUCGGUCGCAAACUCAAUCUCCCCUCCCGGCCAAUGCACCUACCUCCACUGCGACGUACGCGAAGAACUCCAAGUCGCCGCCGCCGUCGACCAAACCAUCCAAACCCACAGCCGCCUCGACAUCAUGUUCAGCAACGCCGGCAUCCUCGGGCCGUUAACUUCCAUCCUCGACCUCAAUAUGUCCGAUCUCGACAACCUUCUCGCCAUUCACGUGCGUGGGAUGGCAGCGGCGAUCAAGCACGCGGGGCGGGCGAUGGUCGCCGCGGUUAGAGGGUCGAUUAUUUGUACGGCGAGCGUGGCAGCGGCGGUGGGUGGAUUCGCACCGGUGGCGUAUACGAUAGCGAAGCAUGGAGUGUUGGGGUUGGUGAAGGCGGCGGCAGGGGAGCUUGGGGAGAAGGGGGUGAGAGUUAACUGCGUCUCCCCGUUUGGUGUGGCGACGCCGUUGAGUUGUGGGAUCGGAAUGAUGACGGCGGAGUUGGUUGAGAAGUUGACUUGCGAGGCGGCGGUGUUGAAAGGGGCCGUGCUGAGGGCGGCGGAUAUUGCAGCGGCGGCUUUGUUUUUGGCGUCUGAUGAUUCAGCAUUUAUCAGUGGACAGAAUAUCGUUGUGGACGGAGCAGUUAGUGUGUCGAAUGCUUUGUUUUCAAAGACGGCGAAGGUGGUGAUGGGGGAAGUGAAGCCGACCAUCCAUGAUUUUUAGGGUUCCUAAUUAAAAUUCUAGUUUUGUUUCAGAAAAAUGUCAAAUUAAUGUUAGUGGUAAAGUACUAACGUAUCCCAUCCCAUUCAGAGAGGUUA